GUGGGACAGCUCUGGGGACAAUUGGUCAUGGAACCAUCUGGUCUUGGUGGAUAAAAAACAGAACAAGUGGGAAUUCUGAUCUUUAGCAGGGUUGCUGUGAGCAGUGGCAGAAGGGGAAGGUGCUGCUGAGACCAUGAUGUCCCUGGGUGUUGCUAAAGGCGCGCUCCUGCCCGGCACGGACGAGGAUCGGCGCAGGAUCAUCCGGCAGAUGAAGGUUCGCACCGCGCUGCGCGGGGACCGCAGCUGGAUCCAGCCGCGCCCCGACCCCGAGGAAACGUCUGGCCCAGCUGCUGGGAGUCCCCCAGCCCCCAGAGCUGCUGCUCCCCAGCAGGACAGGUCCUCAGCCCCCAAGCCCCAGCCUGGAUACCUCAUCAGGGGGGUGUUCACCAGGACCAUCGACAAGAGCUCACCUGAUUCUUCACCUUCCAGCCAGGCACAGAAAAAAACCCCCCAGAAGGGCCAGAGCCGCUCCCCCUCGGGCUACAGGAUGACCACAGAGGACUACAAGAAGCUGGCUCCCUACAACGUCCGGCAGAAAUCCGAGGAUGAGCAGGAUUCUCCUUUUUCUCCGGAUGAGCACAAGAAGAGGGCCGAGGCUGCCAGCAGCGUCCUGCGGCGCUCGGCCGGCCGCGAGCGCGCCUACGUCCUGUCUGCUGCCAAAAAGAGCAACGGCAGCCCCACCCAGGAAUUCCCAGCGCUGUUUGCCAAGAGGAUUGAGAUAGAAGAGGAGGAAGGACAGCAGAGGAGGAGCCCAACUGUGCCAGGCCAGCCCAGGUUCAGCCAGGACAGCAGCAGUGCUAAUGGGCUGAGGAAAAGCAGCCCUGGGUCUUCCUGGGAUGGAGAAAAUCCAGCAGCAGCAUCUCCCUCCAGCCCCACACCAAGCAGCAGGAGCCAAACAUCCCCAUCCCUGAGCGACACUUUGGGGAAAAUCUCCAUUUCUGCCGAGAGCAGUGCCAAAGCUCUGGAGGAAAAGCCUGAGAGGUUCCCGUGGGAUGAAGGAGCCCCCAGAGCCACGAAUGGAAGUUUUCCUGAGCACACAGAAGCCAAUAAUGGGUUUUGCCCACCAGAGUCCAGCCCUGGAUCCUGGGACAGACCUGGGGAUGCUCUGGAGAAGCUGCUCCGUCCUGCUGAGCCCUCCCAGGGUGACUCCAGGUCACCCUUGCAGUCUGAUGUCCCUUUUCAUCCCACUGAGAGAAGCCCUGUGCACAUCGAGGACUCAGAAUAUUCCUUCAAGAGGUCUGCCCUGGAAUAUGGGGACAGGAGCAGCUCCAUGGAUCCUGAGGGAUCAGCCCAGCACCAGCCCUACUGGGAGGAGAGGGGGUUUCUGGACUCAGCCAGCCCCACUGAGAGGGGCCCAGGAGCUCCUGGCCAUGACUCCCCCCCAGAGCCCCCCAGGCUGAAGGAUCCUGCUGAGCCCAGCAGGGCAGGGUCCAGCUCUGUUCCUGGGGGAAGCAGCAUCCCAUCUCCAGAGAUUCCACAUGCAAAGGAGUCUGAGCCACAAUGGGACAGGAUCCCUCUGGACCACGAGGAACAGAGCUCAGCCAGCCCCAGUGAGAGCCUGGGGGGCUGGAGGCACAGCGAGCCCGCCCCGGGGCCAGCCAGCAGGUCUGAGCUCAGCUCCCAGCACUCCCAGAGUGUUCCCAGUGCCCUGGAGCCCCGGCCCCUGUUCCAGGAGCACCAACCCUUCUCAGGCUCAGUGCCCAGCCACAGGAUCCCAGCCUACGUGGACAGCCAGGUGUUCAGCACCAGGAGGCCCAGCCCUGAUGCCCAAGGCAGUGUUUAUUCUGGGAGCAGCUGGUAUGACAGUGCCAGGGGCCACGGGGACUUCAGCCCUGCUGCAGGACGAGAUGCCACCAUGCCCAUGGCCCAGAGAAGCCACAGGGUGCCAUUCUACAUGGACAGCUUAAACAGCACCAGGCUCCUCUCCAGCUCCAGUGAGAGGCUCUGCAGCUCCCACCACAGCUCUGGGUACCAGCCUGACCCCAGCACUGCCGGGAGAGGGAUCCUCUUUGUCAAGGAGUACGUGAACAUCGCAGCCUCGCCACGCCACGGCAGUGGCAGCCUUGUGGAUCUGAGUGACCUGGAGAGAAGCAGCUACAGCCAGCACAGUUUCCUGUCCAGUGCUCCCCUGCACAGGUCCAGUGAGCCCCUGUGCACUUACUGCAGCAGGGAAAUCAGAGACUGCCCCAAGAUCAUCAUAGAGCACCUGAACAUCCACUGCCACGAGUACUGCUUCAGGUGUGGAAUUUGCCACAAAGCAAUGGGAGAUCUGCUGGACAAAAUCUUCAUCCACCGGGACAUCGUCCACUGUGACAAGUGCUACGAGAAGCUCUUCUAGGGCUCCGGGAACAGCUCCUGCCUCCGGCUGACAUCGCCGAAUUCCUGCUCUUCCCCCUCUCGCUGGACGAGUUCAGCACCUGCUGGUUGAUGCUGUCACCUGCACCCGAACGAGAUAAGGCAGCUCCUCCUCAGAGAUGACUUUAGCAGAACAAGCUCCCCAGGUUUAUCCCAUUUAUCUCGUUGCCACGAGGCUCUCUGAUGAUAUCUGGAUUUCUUCCCCUCGUGUGAGCUGGCACUGGGAGCCUUAAACACUAAACUUGGAUUCUUGGCAGGGUUUGAAUUUAGUCCUUAGCAAAAGCCUAUUUCUGCUUUUUUUUUUUUUUUUUUUUUUUUUUUUUUCACCCCCAAAUUCAGCCUAGAAAUAGUUUCUGCCUGGUCUCCAUUUGCUUUCCAAUUUUUAUUUUUUUUUUGUACUUCCAAACUCUGUUGUAAUCGUGUGUCAGCUUUAAUUCCCCUUCCUGAGGAUGCUGCAGCAGCACUUGUGGCUGCAGCCUGUUUGGGGAGAUAACACAAGUCCUUCCCCUGCUGUUAAACUCGGGCUCUGAGGGCUCGUGCCAUCUCAGUUCCCUCUCCUGACAAAGAGAUCUGCUCUGAAAUCCCAAUUUCUCCCUCACCAGGCUUUGCCCACACCUCUCAUUGCUGGAAACUAUUGUAAAAUGCUCACUAAUAUUGAAUUUCCAGCAGAUGCUGCACUCAGUAAAAUCAGAAUUGUGUCAUUUUAGCACUUAACUCAGAGCUGAGAGGUUGGAAACGCUGAAUACUGAAAGUCAGGUGUCCUAAAAAUGUCCAGACUUCCUGUUUCCUUGUGGGGAAGCAUUAGGAAUUAUAGAAUUACAGAAUGAUUUGGGGUUGGAAGGAGUUAAAAGUUGACGGGCAGGGACACCUUUCCCAAUCCCAGGUUGCUCCAAGCUCCGUCCAGCCUGGCCUUGGACAUUCCAGGGAUCCAGGGGCAGCCACAGCUUCUCUGGCCAACCAGGGCUUCCCCAUCCUGAAUUUUUCCUGAAAACCCAGCUUCUCCUAAAAUCCUGUGAAAAAAAAAAGGAACCCUAACCCCUCUUAGAUGUUUUUAAGAGCAGCUGAAGGAGCUGGGAAAGGGCUCAGCUUGGAGAAAAGGAGGUUCAGGAGGGAUCUCCUGGCUCUGCACAAUUCCCUGACAGGAGGAGUUUUCCCCCCUUAAAAACCUGCAUCACCCAAAAGGAACCUGCAGCUAUGAUAAAAAUGUAUCACCCAAAAGGAACCUGCAGCUAUUAUAAAAAUGUAUCACCCAAAAGGAACCUGCAGCUAUUAUAAAAAUGUAUCACCCAAAAGGAACCUGCAGCUAUUAUAAAAAUGUUAUGCUUUAUUGUUUAUAUUGGCCUGAGCUUUGAAGAAUUGCUGACCUGUCCCUCCCCAGAAAUAAAAAAAACCAAACGAAUUAUUCAAAGAGGUGAAUCUUCCUGGUGUUUGUGGAGAAAGGGUCACCUGCACAUGGAUUUUCUUCCUACAUCAUGGGUGAGGUCAUGCAUGCAUUUCCUUUCAC
Molecule: messenger RNA, 3859 nt
Organism: Oenanthe melanoleuca
Lineage: Eukaryota; Metazoa; Chordata; Aves; Passeriformes; Muscicapidae
Gene: ZNF185
Product: zinc finger protein 185 with LIM domain
Exons: 30
Coding region: 134-2338 (734 amino acids)
Source: RefSeq, a predicted model, not a curated record